Messenger RNA from Rana temporaria (common frog), 1019 nucleotides. RefSeq names its product purine nucleoside phosphorylase-like. The transcript is spliced from 5 exons. Gene Ontology annotation, biological process: nucleoside metabolic process. The record is from RefSeq and is a predicted model, not a curated record. NCBI's taxonomy places the organism in Eukaryota, Metazoa, Chordata, Amphibia, Anura, Ranidae. Bases 183 to 1004 code for a protein of 273 amino acids. Gene Ontology annotation, molecular function: purine-nucleoside phosphorylase activity. Gene Ontology annotation, cellular component: cytoplasm.
GCAAGUCUAGGAAGUAUUUCCAGCCUCAUCCCUCAUGACUGAUGGGAGAAGACACCACAACGCCCACUGCCCUCCUCCCAACCACCGACUGUCCCGUGCCAAUCAUUAACUGCAGCCUCAGGCAAUAUAAGAGAUCCUUAUAUAUAUCUGGUCCACAGUCACAAUCUAACAGCAGCUGACAGAUGGGAGACAGGAAGACCAUGCAGAGCAAGGAGGAUUUCAGGUAUGAGGACUGCGAGGAGACAGCUCGUUGGCUCAUGGACCGUAUACAGUCCCCUCCCGUGAUGGCCAUCAUCUGUGGCUCCGGUCUGGGGCUUCUCGCAGAUACGCUGACCGACGCGAAAACCUUUGACUACGGCCAAAUUCCACAUUUCCCUACAAGCACAGUGGCUGGGCAUUCAGGGCAGCUGGUGUUUGGCAUCCUUCAAGGCAAGUCAUGCGUUGUUAUGAAAGGUCGUUUCCACAUCUACGAAGGAUAUCCGCUUUGGAAAGUUACUCUCCCCAUCCGAGUGUUUACGCUCCUGGGAGUCAAGGUCCUGGUGGUGACAAAUGCUGCGGGGUCACUAUGUGAGACGUACAGCCCAGGGGACCUCAUGAUCAUCCGAGAUCACAUCAAUAUGCCGGGAUUGGCUGCCUUAAACCCCCUGAGAGGGCCCAACGAUGAGAGGUUCGGCCCUCGCUUCCCCUCCCUCUGGGACACAUACGAUCAGGACCUGCGCUGCGCAGCCUUGGAAAUCUCUCGCCGGCUCGGCCAUGCAGAGUUCACCCAUGAAGGGGUGUACUGUAUGGUAGGGGGACCAAACUUUGAGUCCGUCGCAGAAGCCAGGUUCUUGCAGCGGCUGGGUGCUGAUGCUGUUGGUGAGUUUGGAUUAGAGCACACGUUAGGUGACACUGUCCGAGUCCUGAUAUUCUCUGUCACCCCUGUGGGUUUCCUCCCAGUACUCCGGUUUCCUUCCACACUUCAAAACAUGCAGUUGGGUAAAUUGGUGCCUGUCCAAAAUUAGCCCUAGUAUGAUAUU